Xenopus laevis (African clawed frog) is the source of this 1590-nucleotide messenger RNA. It is a transcript of the gene dnajc17.L, whose product is annotated as dnaJ homolog subfamily C member 17. NCBI's taxonomy places the organism in Eukaryota, Metazoa, Chordata, Amphibia, Anura, Pipidae. The transcript is spliced from 12 exons. Gene Ontology annotation, cellular component: nucleus; spliceosomal complex; cytoplasm. Gene Ontology annotation, molecular function: RNA binding; nucleic acid binding. Gene Ontology annotation, biological process: spliceosomal complex disassembly. The record is from RefSeq and is a predicted model, not a curated record. Bases 99 to 1202 code for a protein of 367 amino acids.
GCAGGUGGGGGCGUUCUAUCAUAGGAGGCAAAAUACAUGAAAAGUAGGCAUCUUUUCCAUUGAGUGUGGAAGCCGAAAAGAAAAAAAAUAGAGGAACAAUGACUUCUGGAAAGGCUUCUAAGGAGUUGCUCCAAAUGGAUCUGUAUGGGCUGCUGGGAGUGGGGCCGCAUGCAACAGGAAAACAGAUUAAGAAAGCAUACAGACAGAAAGCGCUAACUUGCCAUCCAGACAAGAAUCCAGACAACCCUCGGGCAGCUGAACUGUUUCACCAGCUGUCUCAGGCCUUGGAAGUGUUGACUGAUGGUGCAGCCAAGGUAGCAUAUGACAAUCUCCGGAAAGCUAAAGAGGCUGCUGCAAAAAGAACCCAAAAUCUAGAUGAGAAGAGAAAGAAAGUAAAGCUUGACUUAGAGGCACGUGAGCGGGAGGCACAGACUCGGGUGACAGAAGAAGAUAAAGCACAAGUUGCACGAACAUUAAAACAAGAGAUCAUACGCCUCCUGGAAGAAGAAUCAAGGCAGCUGGAGGAGCAACAGAGGCAGGUACAGGAACAGAUCAAAGCAGAGAUGACACAGAGGCUGCAAGGUCAAAGUGCUAGUGAUGCUGUAGAUGGGACACUGUCUGCUAAACUCAAGCUAAAAUGGAAAUACAAAAAGGAUGAUGAGACAAGAGGCGGCUAUACAGAAGAUGUACUUAGGAUGCUCCUUCAGAAGUAUGGGCAAGUUACACAUUUACUCAUCUCCAGCAAGAAAGGAACUGCCAUAGCAGAGUUUUCAUCAUUUAAAGCUGCCGAAAUGGCAGUGAGAAACGAAUCCGGCCUUUUAAGUAACCCUCUAACACUCUCCUGGUUGGGUACCCCUCCUCCUUCCACUGUCCAGGAGAAUUGCAGUUGGUCAUAUGUCAGUACACAUUCUGUACCCUCCCAGCUUUCUUUGCGACUGCCACUUUGGAUUCUGCACUUCCGUAUUCACUCUUCCGUCUGCGCUACAUUCUUCCACCUGCACUUCAUUAUCAAGUUUGCACAUGCGCAAGAUUUAUACCCCGGGUCUCAGUGUGAUUGGGCAUUGCUGUGGUUACCCAAGCUAACCAAGAAGCUUGCAAAUGUUGGAGAUCAAAUGCACAUGACAGGCUCUACUGCGCAUGUCACUAUCGGCGCUUCAAGCAAGAGGGUUCUGUACAAUCAGAGCGGGAUUUCGAAAGCUUAGUGAUGAUGAAGAUGAGACAAGCUGCUGAGCGUCAGAAGCUCAUGGAGCAAAUGCAAAGAGAAGAUGAGGACUUGAACACUUAACACCCCACCCAUCUGACAGAUUUGGGCUUUUUUUUUUUACUGGUUGCUGAUUUUUUUUCAGCAGUUUCGGUUUGUUCUUGUUCUGUACUAAUAAGCGUCUUUAUAAGACGUGAACCUCUAGGUGGGAUGAUGCAGACUCUUGCCCUUGUAAUCUGGAGAGAAAUAUUGAACAAAAGCAGGUUGGUGAGCCGUUUGCCGCACAAUCAUCCACCAAAACAAAAGACAUUGGUUUUUAUAUGUACACUGGCAAUAACAGAAUUGGUAUAUGAGGUUCUGUACUUGGUUAUUAAAUCUCGUAUACUUAC